CUAUGAUGAAAAACAAUGCAUAGAAAUGUUGGUGUUGUGUUAAUGUCAGGAUAAGUGAGUGUACUUUCCCCGUUAGUGAUGUGAGCGUUGGUGGUAUAGUGGUUAGCAUAGCUGCCUUCCAAGCAGUUGACCCGGGUUCGAUUCCCGGCCAACGCAAAGUUAUUUUUCAUUUAUGUGUCAACUUUAGAUUCUACUGUUAACAAUUGCAUAUUUAAAAUAUUUAAAAACGUGCGCACCCCCAUGGUUUUCAUUUGGUGUCUGAAAAAACUAGUGUCUGAAACUUUAUUUUGGGUAAAAGCUUUUUGUGGUAUGAAAAUUAAAGUCAGUUAAACACGCUGUUAGAUUUUGAAGCUUCCCAGAUUUUCAGCCACUAACGCAGGCACAAUCAGCUGUCUAUGUCCUAUUAAUGGGGACUUUGGCAUGACUGUCCUAUCCUCUCCUGCUUGCCGUGAUCAUCUUCAGUGAGUGCUCAUAGCAACGGGAACAGAAAUCUUAUUCUAAAAACUUAAACAUGAAGAGGAACUCAUGACACUAAUACAAAAUAUAUUAAAAAAAUAUAUAACUUGUCUCUUGUGUUGUUCCUGCAGCUGCUGAAUGAGCUCUGUUAGUACAUACCGACAUGGGGAGGUAUUUCUACAGCGAGGUGGACAUUAAGAGCCCGUGGCAUCAGGUGCUGGCUGCCUUCUGGCAGCGCUACCCAAACCCAUACAGCACCCAUGUACUCACGGAAGAUGUCCUGUACCGCGAGGUCACCUCCAGCAACCACCUGCUGUCCAGGCGACUGCUGACGAAGACCAACCGCCUGCCAGGCUGGGCAGAGCGGGUCUUCCCCAUGCACAUGGCUCGGGCGGUCUACGUCCUGGAAGACUCUAUCGUGGACCCACAGGCCCACACGCUUAUCACCAAGACCUGGAACCUGAACCACAACACGCUGAUGACUGUUGUGGAGCGGUGUCUGUUUGAAGAGGACCAUGGUCGGCCAUCUUGGACCAAACUGAGGAGGGAGGCCUGGAUCUCCUCAGCUGUAUAUGGACUGGGUCGGCCCAUACAGGAAUUCGGUCUUGCCAGGUUUAAAAGUAACCAAGCUAAAGCCAUGAGAGGGCUGGAAUACUCUCUCUCCAAGCUACAGACUAGUGACCAGGGAGAGUCAUCGGAGAAGCAGAAGCCCCUCCCACAACAAGCCACGCCCACCCCCAACCCGAAACCCAAACAGUUUGUCUGAACCUCAGUAGGAACAUAAAGCCCACGAUGGCUCGUCUGAACAGCAGCACUAAAACGGUGGGGCAUUCACUCAUCCUCAGCUCUGAUUGGUGACUCAUUAGCUGAUGCUGAUUACUUUUCAUAGUCACCAAUCAGAGCAAUGAACUACAAUAAUUCCCAGGAUUCUUUGGGACUGAUUUAAUCAUCGUAGUAAAGUUUUAGUAAAUUUAAUUUUUAUUUUUUGAAGUUAGCGGUUUGUAAAUUGUCAGUUAUGUAAUGUAAACAGGAUAUUAAGAAGUUAAUAAUUUAAGUUUAUGUUGACUUUUCUUAUCUUUAUUUUUAUAUUUUUAUAUGGAAAUAGUUUUUUAUCUUAUUUUGUAGAAUUCUGUGAAUGAUUAUUUUCAUCUUGGAUUUCUUUGGGACCUCCUACAGUAAAUGUUUUAAGAGAUUUUCUAUCAAUAGGAACGGGUUUACAUCAGAUUCAGGUAGUUUAGAAUCAGACUGUUGUAGACAUGCAUGUUUUAUACUAUUCAUAUGUCAGUUUAGGUAGAUGUUUGUUUUCUGGUGGUAAGCUUCUGAUCUUAAAAUUCCAAUAGAUUUAUGUUCUGGAUAAUUGGCCAACCUAUUGAGACCAAGGGGCAGGAUCAGAGUUGAGUUUUGUUUUGUCUCAUGCUAAAGAAGAUGUUGUGUUUUAGAUGUAGUCUUAUCCAUUUUGGCUUUCCCAUUUUUCCAUUUGGUAGCUCGAAAAAGAAAUAUUCUGUAAAAAGGGCUGGACCUUAAGCCUAGAUGGUUUGUCAGUAACCUGGUGUAUGUAAUGAAGUUAAUAUUGCAGCAUGCCAAGCUGCAUUAUGCAAAAUCAACCUCUGGGGCUAAAAAAAUAAGCUAAUGGUAAAGCACUGAACACUGCAGUUUCUCUAAUAUACACUUUAGACUAGUUCCAAAAGUGAGUUGGUUCCCACAGAUGCAAAAUGUCAAACUUCACAAUAGAAAUAAAGAUAUUUACAGCCUGCUACAAAAAGCUUUUUUUUCUGUCUCUAAUUUAAUUCAGUCUCUUCUGACUUUCUUAUGCCAAAUGUAGCCCACAUUUGCUUUGUUGUACUUGUUAUAUAUCACUAUACACCACACGGGCUACUUUAGGCUCACAUCCAGGUCAGAGAUUAGCAAGAGCACCAAAUUUGAUUUGGGAUAUUUUAGCCAUAUCAACUGUCCUGCAUGUUGGCUAGAAGAGGGGCAUCAGUGUUAAAACUACUGUGCACUCUUUGUGUGUUCUAUAUAAUAUCUAUUCACACAUCUUGAUGCUGAAGGUUCUAAAAUAUCUGAACUUUGCCAAGGUAUAUUGUUCUUGUUAGUGAUCAGGAUGAACUAAUUCACUUCAGUUUUAUUUUUGUAGUGCUAAAUCACAGCAACAGUCACCUCAAGGUGCUAACAUGGUAAAGUAAGCACCUGAAAAUAAAAACUCAUUGGAUUGAAUUGACAAAUGCUUGUAAUGGGAAAGCCUAAGUGAAGAUAUAAGGAGGAGAACUGUAGAUUAACGUGAGUUGGGAAGGUCUCUUGGAGCCAUUUCUAAACAACUGCAAAUUCCAAGAUCAUCAGUUCAAGCAGUUUCAUCUAAGUACAAGUUAUUUGGAUGUCUCAUUGCUAAGGUCUGAAACAAGAUCCAAACUGUCACCCUCAGAUGAGAGGAAAUUGGUCAGGAUGUUCAGGGAUCAGCCAGGCUCAAGCCUGCCAUGAACAAGAAACUUCUGGAACACCAGCAUCAACAUCCACAGAGAAGUCGGUUUUAAAUCGCCAUGGAAUGAGAGGGUGAUGACCAAGAAACAAACCACUGCUCGAAAAAUGACACCUUCAAGCUCGACUGAAAUUUGUAGCUGCCCAUAUAGACAAGCCAAAUGCCUUCUGGAGAAAAUCUUUGUGAUUAGACUAGACAAACGUUGAACUAUUUGGCCACAAUGACAAGAGGUGUGUUUGGAGGAGUAGGACUGCAGCGGCCGUUAACCUUGCUCUGGGGCAGUUUUUAUACUAGUGCUAGUGGUUACGCAAAGUGGAUGCAAUAAUGAAGGACUAUCUUCAAAUGUUUCAACUUGACAAUGAUCCCAAACACAAACCAAAACAAAGCAAGAUAACAGUAGCUAAGCCAGGUCUUUGCUAGGAAACUAACCAAUUUAAAUAAACUCUACCAAUUCUGCCAUAAUGACUGGUCAAAUAUCCAGCCUGAAUAAUGCCAAAAGCUUGUUGAUGGAUACCAAAAGUGUCUGGUUGAGGUCAAACUUUCUGAGACAUUUAACCAAAUACUAGUGAGGUGUAAGUAUAUAUUUGAGUCUAUAUGCAUAGUUUUUGACCCUGUGUGAAUUAGAGAAAAUUCCAAAUAAAUUCAAACUUAAGCACCCAGUUCUUGUUUUUUUAAGUAAUUAAAGAUGUAUGCUAUACCAUCAUUCCACUAUUGAAAAAGGUCAGUUUCAAUAAAUUAUUUUUAAAAAAACAAAUUACCAUGACAUUCAUAAUGAGUGUAUAUAAACCUCUGACCACAACUGUAUGUUUAAAUGUGGAAUGAAUGGGUGGUAUCUGUAACACUAAUAUUAGUGAACAACUUUUCAUUUUUCAUUGUUCCUGUCAGCUUUUUAAAGCCUCUGAAUGUGUAAUGUAUUGCAGGAAAUAUUCAUUAAAGCUGAAAUUACUGGUGUUCAAGCUGAACGGUUUCAGAGCAAAAAAAAAAAAAAAAUAGAAGUAAUGAAAUUCUGUAAAAAGACAGACUCUGGUUGGUUACCACACACUUUAUUUUUCCAUUGUUUAGCAGGAAUAGUACAAGUAUAAAGGAGAUAGAUAAAAGCAGCAUGUCUCUUGUCUCUGCUGAACACUGUCACAUUUAGUCAGCACUCGGUUGGUCAGUCAGUCCAUCCAAGUCACCAUGGAAACCACC
Oreochromis niloticus (Nile tilapia) is the source of this 4117-nucleotide messenger RNA. RefSeq names its product PRELI domain containing 1b (gene prelid1b). Lineage: Eukaryota; Metazoa; Chordata; Actinopteri; Cichliformes; Cichlidae. Gene Ontology annotation, cellular component: mitochondrial intermembrane space. Bases 620 to 1222 code for a protein of 200 amino acids. The record is from RefSeq and is a predicted model, not a curated record. The transcript is spliced from 6 exons.